CUUUCACUGUCACUACCUUUUUGAAGUACUUAGGGUACUCAAUUCACAAAAUCAAAGAUUGAGAUCCAAAUGUAAUCUCGUAGUCCAACUUCACAAGAGUGAGUGACCCAAAGUUUAUCCAUCCUCUUUAACGGCGGCCCAAAGAGUAAGUGCAACCUCACGUCCCACCCUUGGUCUCGCCCCCAAACUCCUAUUUGACUUCCACGAGCUUCCCCUUCCGGCUCUGGUCUCCUUCCUUCCAAUUCGUCAUUCCUUACAAUCUUCCGUAGCCGCGCAGGAACUCCGAAUCCGACCCUAACUGCGCCGUUCGCCGUUCGUCAGCCACCAACGAGGAAGCUACUUCGUCUGAUCACCAGUAGGUUUUUUUUAAUGGACAAUCUAGUCGAUUCCUUAAACAGCAGUUACCUAGAGUUUGUUGCGGCAGCAGCCAAUGUGCUUGAAUCGAAGGAAAGCUCUGGCGGUCAGAAGACCGCAUUGACUGAUGCUGCUUUGGAAAAAUUCAAACAACGUUGGGAGUUGUUCAAAGUUGCAUGUGAUCAAGCAGAGGAAUUCGUGGAGUCGGUGAAGCAAAGAAUUGGGUCUGAGUGUUUGGUGGAUGAGGCGACUGGCUCUCUUUCUGGGCAGCCUGCCACUAUGGGCGGGGUGCAGCCCAUCAGUGCGGUUCGGUUGGAGCAGAUGAGUAAAGCUGUCAGAUGGUUAGUGAUUGAGCUUCAACAUGGUUCUGGGUCAGCUGGCACAUCAUCACAACCCCACCCUUCUGCUCCAUUUGAUGCCCGGUUUUCUGAAGAUACAGCUCAAUAGGUGAUUGCUGGUUGAUUGUGGGCAUAAUGGCACCACCUAUGGGUUGACGCCGCUAUACAAUUGUGUAUCUUUAUUGUGAAAUAUAGCAGCAACAGCGACAAUAGGAAGCCCAAGAUGUAUUUAGUCCAAUAUUUAUCCGAAUUGGGUUCCGUUCUCAAUAGAUGCAUUUAUUGUAAUAUUGUAUGAAUUAAAAAUUGUGUUUUUGUGUAUGUGUAUUGUGACUAGUGAUGUAUUUCAUGUACCUUUAUAUUAACAGAAUGCAAUUUGUAUGCACAAACAAGAUUCUUUAUUCUCGUUAAUGACAUGCGUUGUGUCUGGGUGCAUGUUUUUAAGAUUUUUGCAAGAACAAAGUUUCCAUAUGUUC
This is a messenger RNA of Cuscuta campestris, 1165 nucleotides long. NCBI's taxonomy places the organism in Eukaryota, Viridiplantae, Streptophyta, Magnoliopsida, Solanales, Convolvulaceae. The record is from the annotation of a GenBank genome assembly.